Molecule: messenger RNA, 5686 nt
Organism: Mustela lutreola (European mink)
Lineage: Eukaryota; Metazoa; Chordata; Mammalia; Carnivora; Mustelidae
Gene: FAM241A
Product: family with sequence similarity 241 member A
Exons: 2
Coding region: 191-616 (141 amino acids)
Cellular component (GO): intracellular membrane-bounded organelle
Source: RefSeq, a predicted model, not a curated record
GGCGAGCCAGUGAGGAGAGGCCGGGCAGGGCUGGUACUUCUGGCACCCUGGCCAGCGGGGCGCGCUCCGGAGGCUCCAGUCUGUGGCAGCGCGGCGGAUCUCCGGCCGGCCCUCGGGUGGCGACCGCUGCCUCGCGUUUCACGCUCGGCCUCCUCCGGCGGCCGUCCCGGCGGCGGGAGUUGGCGACGGGAUGUGUUCGGCCGGGGAACUGCUUGGUGGCGGCGGAGGUGGCGGCGGCGGCGGCAGCAGCGGUGGGGAGCGCGACGAGGACGGAGACGCGCUGGCGGAGCGGCUGGUGGCGGGGACAGAGCCGGAGCCCGGAGCGAGCCCGCGCCGACGCGGGCAGCGUCCGCUGGAGGAGCGCGAGCAGGAUAUUGAAGAAUCACAAAAUCAUACUGGCGAACCUGUUGGAGAUGACUACAAAAAGAUGGGAACACUUUUUGGUGAAUUGAACAAAAGCCUCAUCGAGAUGGGCUUCACAAGGAUGUAUUUUGGAGAACGAAUUGUGGAACCAGUAAUAGUCAUGUUCUUUUGGAUAAUGCUGUGGUUCCUUGGCUUACAAGCCCUUGGACUAGUUGCUGUUGUUUGCCUUGUCAUUAUUUAUGUGCAACAGUAAAAUAUGGCCAAAUAAGCUGUUGUUUCAUAUUUGGUAGCCGUAUAUGUAUUGGUGAAGUUACAUAUUUCACUACAUGAAAGCUGAAAAGUUUGCCUUGUUUCAAAUUAUGUGCUGUUUUGUAAUUAAAUUUAUAAGUGGACGUUGUUUAAAACUAAACUCAACUCUUGAUUAUCACGGGGUUGAAUAUACAUUUGGUAGCUUAUUCAAAAGUCUUGUUUUAUUACUGUGAUCUGUGCCCACUUUUAAAGACCCCAUCUUAUUCCCACUGUCCUCAAUCUUAACACACCAAAAAGUGAGCAGGGAAAAUAACAGGAUAUGGAAUUCAAACCGGGCAAUAUAGAUCUUAUAAAGAAUUCCAAUAAAACAUUUUAGAAGAAAAAUGAUGGAGCAAGGAGCUAAAACAAAGUUUUAAUGGGAGAAUUGUCCCCACCCAUACCCACCAAAUAACCCCUUACUAUUUGGGAAAUAAUUUGGAUAUCUAUGUUCCUGCUCAGCCCAAACCAAUAUAAACGUAAUUACUAUACACUACCUUAAUAUUGUGAUGAAAAUCAGUUAAAGAUAGCACAUUUUCUAAAGAUUGAAAAGGAUAUAUUUAUUAUGACUGAUGAAAGUUAAAUGUAACUUUUUUAUCGUGUAACAUUUGGGUCUGGAAUCACUUCAGUAUAUCAUUUGAAAUUUUAGACAAUUUUGGUGCUAAUUACCUUUUGUGAAUUUUUUAAGACUCUUAAACCAUGUCUAUUGCUGGCUGCACCCCAUGGUAAUGUUAUGUUUUCUUGUAUCUAACAAGUUGUGUAUUUUUUUUCUAGAGAGACAUUUUCCAUGUAUUUUUUUCCAGAAAUUUACAUUUUAUAGUUCUUUUAUAACAAUUAUUCUAAGAUUUAAAAAAAUCUAUUUCCUAUCUUGGCAUGGAAGUCUCCCCCCCAAAAUUGAUUUGUAUUAUGGCUAAAAUAUUUUACUAUGUCUUUAAGGAAAAAAAAAAUCAGCUUGGUCUCUUUGAUAAAACCAAAUGCUUAAAUUUGAAAUUUAACAGCCAAUUUUAAUAAUAUUCCUCUAAGGCUAAAGCCACAUCAAUAACUGGCUGGUCAUGUUAUUAAUGUGUUUUAAUUCAGCACUUUGGGGUUUUAUAUUUGAACAAACAUUUCUUUAAAUACACUUUAAAAACAGAAAAUGGCUUAGUGAUAUUUUGGAUUUUGUUAAAGAACCUAAAAUUUGUACACUUGCAUCUCAAAGACCCUCUAUAUAGACAAAGGAGGGGCACUAAAGAUAAUUAUCUAGAAAUUCAAGUUAAAUAAGAGGGAAAUGAGACAAUGGGGGUAUUUUUAUCUUUAGCAGGGCAGUAACUAAAGUAUAUGAAGUGUUUAAUAUUCUGCUUUGUAAAGUUUUUACCCAAUCCUAUUUUAAAAAAUUAUUCUAUAAUUUAUCAAUGUCUUCCAUGCUGAAGCAGAAUACUGAUGAAAAGUGUUCAACUUUGUUUUCGAAAAUCAGAUAAUCCUGAACAAAAAUACCAAUCAGAGGGCACUAAAAAGUACUGUGGAUUUAUAUAAAUACAGACCUUUUAAAGUUUGAUAAAGAAAAGACUUUGUAUUAUAUCAUUGUGGGUUUGAAAUAUUUUUGUAGAAACCUUUAUGAAUUUGGCAUAAGGGCAAGUUAUUUGAAAAUGUGUCUUCAUUUGUGCACAGCAGAAUUGUGAGGUUUUUAAUAGAAGUCAUGAGAUUUUUGUAUGUCUGCAUUAAAUAUUUAAAAAGGCAUUCUUUUCUAAUGCUACCAAGAAAUUUAAUUUUCCUUUGGAAUAUAAAAAAGAUACAGUAUGCACAAUAAUAGCUCUAAUUCCACCAGUGCUAAUAUUGAAAAAAAAUUGUAAAGUAAGUUUGAAUAGUAAUUAUUUAAAAUAUACGUCAAUACUAUGUAUCUGCACACUGCUGUUAGCAGGACAUAUAUUAAAUCACAUAAAGAGAUAUUUUGCUGCUAUUCUUACUGAAUUUUUUAUUGGUUAGAGCAACAUACCAUCAAAUUGUUUGCUUUGAUAGGGAAAAAACAAUCUUUGCUUCUUUGAUGGAAAUAAUAUAUUUUCUUUUGUGAAAUAUAUUAGACUUUUGUGAAAUAUAUUAUAUUAGAAAUAUAAAUAUAUUAGAAAUAUAUAAUAUAUUAGACAAGUAGAUUAUACUUGUACCCUGAAAUGAAAAGAAACUGGUCAUUUCUUUUGUUCACAGUGUAAGGAAUUAAAUGGAAAAUGGCUCUCAAUCAUUUCAAUCUCAGAUACAAGCCAAUUUUAGACACCGUUAGUGAUUAUGGAUAAAGACAUGGAGGUUACAAUACUAAGGUUAUUAGAUAUAAUACAUCAUUUAUACCACAGCUCUCAAUUCAAAUGGGAAAGGUUAAAAUAUACAAAUAAAAUGGCCAGAGAUGAAUAAGUCAAUGUUCCUUAAAGUGGAAACUCAGUGUCUUGUAGAAUUCAGUCCUCUCAUAUCUUAAGCUGUGAUAUGCAAGGUAUUUUCCUGUUCCGGGCCACCAGUCACAUCAUACUUGGUCCAGUAUUGUGCCAGGGCCAGCUUGAACUGAUCUGCAAAAACCAAUUGUAUACCUUUUUCCCUCCAGCCCACCUUCAGUGGCAUCACUUGGUAGCCUGAAAUUGUCUAUGAGGGGAGUAUUCAGACUAUCAACAUUGGCAAACACAACAAAUCAGGGUUCUGUUCGCCUGGCAAGCCAGUUGUUAAAACAGUAGCAGCAUGCCACCUAUUAGCCACCCUACAGGUCACAGCCGCAUCUCGACUUCUGUAGAUCGAAAAGGAAGCAUAUUGAAGCAAAUUCCCAUCAACCCACCCAAAACUGUAUCUUUUCCAUGUGGGAAUAAUGAAUUAUGGUUGUCCUCUGACCAACACAUCCCUACGUAAUCUCAUGUUUUGAUCAGACAAAAUCUCCCUGGGCUGUCACUGAGCUGCAUAUCCAUUGAUCCAGAUGAUCAGGAAAUAAACAGUUACAGAACUGAUGGAAGGUAAAUUCCAGCCUAAGUAAAGACUUGUUGUAAAGUAAGAAGGCUCAGAUGGUCAAAGCUAGAUAUUGAGCAAUUGAGGGCUGUUUGUAUGGUUUGUAGAUUAUACUUAACCGUUAUUUUACAGAUGUUUACUGACUUCAGGUUAUUUUAAAUGUUUUUCUUGUCAAUAUAUGGCUUCAACAGGUCAAAAAAGAGAAAAAAAAUAAGACUUUCAUACCUGUUAAUGCUUCUAGUAAUAGACUUGACCAAGGAUGAUGUCAAAAGAACACAACCUACUCUCUUCCUACCCUACACAUUGCCUCAGACAAUGUGUCCACUCCAUGUUUCAGUUACCAUUUCAUACUAACAACUCUGCAGUCCAUAUCUCCAGUUCGGAGCACUGUACAGAAUAUAAAAUCCAUACAUUCAGUUGCUUGCCCAACAUAAGUACUUGCUUAUGCCUUAGUACCUCAGGUUCGGUAUAUCCAAAUCAAAAGGAACUCAGCAUCCUUCUCACAAACCGUUUUUUUUUUUUUUUUCUCUUCCUAUGUUUCCAUCUCAGCAAAAGACAGUUGUCUCCCACACUGCCCACUUAUAACCAAUCACCGUGCCCUAUUUUGCUUCCUAAAAAAUCUUUAAUCUUUAUACUUCUCUUGAUUCCCAGGAUCACUAACUUAGUUCAUACCCUAUCAUCUCCCUAGACAGCUAUCACAGAAUCCUACUUGGUCUCCCCUGCCUUCAUUCUUCCCUCUACAAUCAGAGUAAUCUUCCUAAAUCAUAACUCUGAUCUCCUGCGCCUAAAUCUUUUCAGUGGCUUCCUGUUGCCAUUUUGAAAAAGUGCUUGCUCCUUACUAUGUUUUACAAGGCCCCUCAAGAGCUGGUUCUUAUGUACUUAAUCUCUCUGCACUAUGCCUGUCCCUUUCAACACUCAGCUUUACCAAAUUUGUUUUUUCAGUUCCUUGUGAGAGACAUGCCAACUCACUUCCAGAACUCUGCACAUGCUUUAGCUUCUCUCUUUAGGCCCUCCCCACCAAACUGACCAACCCAUCCGCAGCUUUAAGACCUUUAGACAUAAGGUCCCCCAGGAAAAUUUCUCUGUUAAGUCCACUUCUGCUAUUUCGUGUGCUUUCAGAGAACCCUGCACUUACCCUAUCAGUACUUGUCGUGCUAUAUUGUAAUAGCUUAUUUGUCAGUGCCUUCCUUUCCUUAAAAAAGAUGUAUUCAUUAUUUGAGAGAGCAUGCAUAUGCACAUGCAGCCACUCAAGUGGGGAGGGGCAAAGGGAGAGGGAAAGAAAGAACCCCAAGCAUCCUCCAUGCUGAGCACAAGCCAGAGGCAGGGCUGGAUCUUUCCAACCCAAGAUCACGAUGUUAGCGGAAACCAAGGGUCUACAACCCAACCUACCAAAGCCAUGCAGGCAGCCCUCACACCUUCUUCCUUUACACAAUAAAUUUCGCAGGCAGAGAGCAUGUCUAUCUGGUUCACAAAUUGCAUUGUCUAACACAGUGGCUGGCACAUAAUAAAUGCUCAAAAUAUUUGGCAAAUUUAUAAAUCAACUUCAUUUACUCAUGUAUUCCCUAUAAUGCAUUAACAAAGAUUAAGCACUGGUUGUAUUUAGAGUUCUUUCACUCCAAAAGUAUGCUUAUAAUGCAUAAAGAAAGUGAAUUAAUGUAUAUGUUAUAUUUAUAAAGUUUAUUCACUUUUGAUGGAAGAAUAUUGCUACUAUUUGCAUAUGCAGGAUUACUAUCUUACACUUGCAUAUUUUUAGGAGAUUGUAUGUAUUUUCAGUGUUGUACUUGAUGAAAUCACUGUUUCUCCAAAAAGAAUAUUUUAGAAUACAUGUGGUCAUUGAUGCUAUCUAAAUUUCAUAUUUUUCCAGUAUUUUUCAAUAGACUUUUAUCUACUAAAUUUUGAUUAAAAAAAAAAAAACUCAGAAGUUGCGAUCAGGAAUAAUUCUCAAGUAUCUAAGCUUGGGUAUUUCAGGCUACAGAAUAAAUCCACUACUACAAUGUUCGAGUCACCCGGAUCGUAUAUGUUAAAUAACAUGUAUAUAAAGUACUUUGUUAUUUUUUCCAAUAAAUAAUACUCUUUCACAACCCUG